Drepanopeziza brunnea f. sp. 'multigermtubi' MB_m1 is the source of this 1245-nucleotide messenger RNA. RefSeq lists its product as uncharacterized. Gene Ontology annotation, cellular component: mitochondrion; cytosol; cytoplasm. The record is from RefSeq and is a predicted model, not a curated record. NCBI's taxonomy places the organism in Eukaryota, Fungi, Ascomycota, Leotiomycetes, Helotiales, Drepanopezizaceae. Gene Ontology annotation, biological process: folic acid-containing compound biosynthetic process. Gene Ontology annotation, molecular function: dihydrofolate synthase activity; ATP binding; tetrahydrofolylpolyglutamate synthase activity.
AUGAUCGAGCUCGGAUUAUCGCGUAUUAGCACGCUUCUCAGACACACCCCUCAAUCAUGGAAAGCCAUUCAUGUCGCGGGAACCAACGGCAAAGGAUCAAUAUGCGCCUACCUCUCCGCCAUGCUGCAAGCCAGCGGAGUCCGCUGUGGUCGAUUCACAUCUCCUCACCUGAUCGACCGCUGGGACUGCAUCACCGUCGAUGAGAAGGCUGUCGAGGAAUCCGUAUUCAUGGAAGCGGAAGAAUUAGUACUCAAGAGGAACCAAGCCGAAAGUAUUCAGGCAUCAGAAUUUGAACUUCUCACAGCGACGGCUUUCGAGGUCUUCGCGAAAGAGAAGAUUGAGAUGGGUGUGGUAGAAGUCGGACUUGGUGGCCGGCUGGACGCAACGAAUGCGAUGGAGAAGAAAUCCGUAACGAUCAUAACGAAGAUUGGUCUGGAUCACCAGUCGUUCUUGGGGAACACCAUCGAAAAGAUUGCCCGCGAGAAGGCGGGUAUCAUGAGGCCUGGUGUUCCGUGUGUCAUGGAUAGCACGAAUCCCCCAUCAGUACAAAAAGUAGUGCAGGACUAUGCGAAGGAGAUUGGAACAGAUGUGGUGCUUAGCUCUACAGAUUCAGCUUUCCUGGAAGAGCUGUCCAAGGACGCCUUUGAGCCUCACCAAUGGCAAAAUCUUGCUUGCGCUUAUACAGCCUUCCAUUUGGCAUAUACAAAACUCGAGUCUCCACUGCAUCGACUGCUGCCAGCAGUCCAGAACAUCAAAUGGCCUGGGCGUCUGCAGACUUUGAGUAUCAGAAGCCUCACUGGACGACAUGAACCUAUUCUUCUUGACGGAGCCCACAACGCCCAAUCAGCCGAAGCCCUCGGCACAUACGUCGAGAACAGACUCCGAAAAGACAAGCAAAAAGUCACAUGGGUACUCGCCGCCUCGCAGGGCAAAGAACUAGACGGUAUUCUCAAGCCGCUUCUAAAACCUCAAGACUGUGUAGCAGCAGUCAACUUCGGACCUGUCGACGGAAUGCCUUGGGUUCAGUCCGCGCGUACCCCCGAGAUCUCGCAGGCCGCUCUUGAUGCUGGCAUAGACCCCGGGCGCUGCUAUGAUGCUGGUGAUAACCUGCCUGGCGCGCUGCAAUGGGCUGCUACUGUCGCUGGGGACGGCCCGAUCGUAAUUGCGGGAAGCCUUUACCUUGUGUCGGAUUUGCUACGACUUCUGCGAGGCGCAGAGCGUGUAAAGUCUCAGUUCCUGAUAUGA